UCCUAUGGCGCUUCUUCUUCUGAGACCUCCUCCUCCUCCUUAUCUUCGGUUCAUGGCCUUACGCUUUCUCUCACACUCUUCUCUUCACCUUCACUUCCCCUCCUCUUCUUCUUCUUUCUCGUCUUCCUCUCUUGCUCGCCCCUCCCUCUUGUUCAACCCACAACCCAGGACCCAUAUUCCACUGAAGGGCAUUCCUAGCUGCUGUGUAGUUCGAAAUGCGGUUGCUCCAAGAGCUUUUAUGUCGUCUAACCCUGCAACCGAGGCUUUUCAGGGCAGCUCUGGCUCCAAUGCAUAUGGGUAUUAUCAGAUUCAGAUAAGUAUUGGAAGGCUUAGACCCUGUUAUAAAGAGGCCAGGGAUAUAUAUUCGGAGCACAGGACCUCGUGGUCUUCACCAUUUGAUAAUGCUGUGGAUGAGGCUCAAGCCGGAUUUGCUUCAAACAUCGAGGUUAUUUUACUUGCAGAUGGUUCUGUGAGCAUCGCUGACAAUGGUCGUGCGGUUUUACAUGCUGGUGGCAAAUUUGGUGGUUCAAGUAGUGGGUAUAAUGUCUCUGGUGGAUUACAUGGUGUGGGUUUAUCUGUCGUCAAUGCCUUGUCUGAGGGACAAAGUCGCAGCUAGGUGAAGUACUCCCAAUUUCCAUAUAUGGCGUAAGCAAUCCUUACUUCUCCACUAUGGUCGCCGAAAGUCUUCCCUAAUUUACUUCUAUUCCAGUAUGAAAUUUGAAUUCAUUUGCGGAACUACUUGAAGAGUGGAACGGACUCUAGUCAUGUCCAAGGCUUCAGCUUUUUCAGUUUUGCUCUACGCGCGGGUUUUCUCACCUCUGAACUUUGGCUCUCUCGCACCUCCCUUCCAGGACCCCGCCCCUGCGGUGGCGUUCAGAUCUGUUUUCAAAUCUUCCCAGCUACACAUCCCAUGGAGGGCAAGUCUCCUGGGGUAUUUCUACAGAACUAUCGAAUGACCAAACGCAACCGAACUACGGUUGAUUGCGAUGCUGAGCCGGAACGGCCCACGCCUACCCUUCCGAAUCCAGUGAUGGAAGUUGAACCGACCCAGGUGCCUGCAGUGUCCGCUGGCACUGUAAGUUUUCGAGAUAAGCUCUUAAACAAAGCAGAUACUCUUAGGAAUGUUGGUAUUGCUAUUAACUGCCUUGAGGAUAAUUAUAAGGAAUUGAACGAUGAAGAGGAUGUGACUAUCUCGCGAGGUGAUCGUGGUCCUUGUAUCCAAUUCUCUGAACGCGCUAUGUCUCGGUUAUGCAAGCCCUGGGAGAACGCCCUAAUCAUCAAACUCCUUGGUCGCUCCCACACUUACAACUACCUCCAUGCUCGGCUUCAGCAAAAAUGGGGCUUGAAAGGGGGAUGGAAACUGGUGGAUUUAAUGCACGAUUACUUUGUGGUCAAAUUCGAUCUUGAGGAGGAUCUCAACUUUGUUUUAACUGGGGGGCUGUGGAUCAUUGCAGGACAGUAUUUAGUUAUGCAACAUUGGAGACCAGGGUUUUGUCCGGCAACUGCCCAAACUACAAGAAUGGCGGCUUGGGUUCGUGUAUCUGCAAUACAGCUUGAGUGCUUUGAUGUAUGGGCCUUGAAGCGUAUUGGCAAUCUGUUGGGAAGGCUGUUAAAAAUUGAUGCUCUUACUACCUCCCAAAACAGGGGAAAAUUUGCUCGUCUUUGCGUUGAAUUAGAUUUGACCAAACCUCUGGAAGCUUUUAUCCAAAUCAACCAAACUUGGUAUAACAUUGAAUAUGAAGGAUUACCUGAAAUCUGUUUCUUGUGUGGUCGCUAUGGGCACAAGAGAGAGAACUGCGAAAUGAACAAGAAAGAGAAUUGCGAGAUGAACGCCCGGGAAAAACUAAUUUGGGUGGAGAAGGGCAGACUUCAAAGGAUGGCCUUGGAGCUGAGGUAGAAAGGGUUGCUACCAAGGAAAAAGACAGUACUGAUGCUUGUAUGGAUGGUCUGAGAGGGCCUUGGAUGAUUGUGACACCUCGCAGAAAAUCCAAGCAUAUGGCAAAUGAUAAGGGUAACAAGGUACCUGCAGGCAAGAAUAAUGGAUCUCGUUUUGAUGUCUUACGACAAGUGGGAGAAACCCCUGAUAUGGGAGAAAGCUUGGCUAAUGGUCAUAAGGCACAUACGGGCAAAACUCAAGCUGGCUCAUCCAGGAGGGAUGCGGAUAUAGGACAGAAAGUUUGGACAAAAUCUACCACCAAUUUCGUUGGUAGUCGGACAGCUUUGAAUGACAUUUCUAAUGCAAUGGUGGAAGAAAAUGCCACUAGAAAAACGAAUUCCAAGAACACUGAUGGGCCUGCAAGAAUGAACCCUGGAACCUUGGUCAAUAGGGGUAAAAUGAUUAUUGGUGGCAAAAGGAUAGUGCAACAGAUUUCAGUCCAAGAGCAACUAAACAGCUGGAUACAGGGAAAUAAAGAAUAUAAUGACAAAGGCACUUAUAUCUUUGGACACCAACCACCUAAUAUUGGUGCGAGUAAUAUUGAACAUGAUGAAGACUGUGACACAGAGUUUGAUGAUGCACAUGAAGGUGAGAUACAGCAAGAACAUAUGGAGAUGUCUGAGGGACAAAAUGAACCUUCACUUGAUGAGAAGAUUGAGAAUAAUCCCUUCAUUAUUGAAGGUAUGCCUCUUGGCCUAUAAAUCGGGUGUAGCCCAUGGGAUACGUAUACUUCUGCUAGUGUUUUAUGGAUUUAGUCUGCUGGAAUGUUAGAGGUGCUGCUUGCACUAGUUUUCGAAAUAAUGUUGUGGAGUUGAUUCGCACACAUCACCUGGAUCUGUUGUUUAUUUGCGAACCUAGGAUUAGUGGAAAGAAAGCUCUUGACAUGGCCAAAUCUCUUGGUUUCUCUUCUUAUGAAAUUGUGGAUCCCGUGGGCUUCUCUGGAGGUUUGUGGUUGCUUUGGAAUGAUAACAAGAUUAACAUCCAGAUUUUGGGCACUACUGACCAAGCUAUUACUUCAUGUGUCUCCUGGCAUGGUCAAGCUCCUUGGAUUCUGACUACCAUCUAUGCUAAACCCUGUGCAAGCAAAAGGGCUAUGCUUUGGGAUUACCUCAACUUUGUGGCUAGUUGCCAUCAACUACCUUGGAUUCUUGCAGGUGACUUCAAUGAGAUGUUAUUUAUGGAAGACAAACUUGGGGGUGCCAACCCGUGCAGGCUGAAAGGCUUCAACAAGUGGUUUACAGAAAAUGAUAUGAUUGACUUGGGUUACUCUGGUCCUAAAUUUACUUGGACCAAUAAUAGGGUUUUUGAAAGACUUGACAGAGCUGUUUGCAACCUAAAUUGGAUGCAAAUGUUUCCUGAUGCGAAUGUGUUGCAUAUUCCGAGAACCAAAUCCGAUCAUUGCCCCAUCAAAAUUUGCUUACAGUCCCGCCAGAUCUCCUCUCCAAUUGCUAGACCCUUUAGAUUUGAAGCGAUGUGGAUGCAGCAUGGAAACUUCAAAGACUUUGUGACGCAGAAAUGGGGACAGAUUCCGGGAUCUGCUCUUGACAAGUCCUAUGGGCUAAUUCCACAUCUGAAACAGUGGAACCACAAUAUUUUUGGCCAUUUGAAACGUAAGAAAACGCUUAUUCUUGCUAGAUUGGAUGGUAUCCAAAAAGCCUUGUGCCAUUGCCAAAGCACGUCUCUGUUUAUGCUGGAGGAUUCUUUGGUGUAGGAUUAUAAUGCGUUACUUGACCAGGAGGCAUUAUUUUGGCAACAAAAAUCGCGGCUUCAAUGGCUACAAGAGGGGGAUAGAAAUACAAAAAAUUUCCAUA
This is a messenger RNA of Prunus avium (sweet cherry), 3747 nucleotides long. Lineage: Eukaryota; Viridiplantae; Streptophyta; Magnoliopsida; Rosales; Rosaceae. The record is from RefSeq and is a predicted model, not a curated record.